CGUAUCCAGUGGCCAGUGCAGAACCUGGCCUACAAGAGCCAGGUGGUGAAGGAGCUGGUUGGCAACCUCCUCCAUGUCCUCCAAGUGCUCUCGUCAAAUGGCUUCUUCCCGGUGCUGCAACCAGCCAUCGGGGUGGGCAGUUCCUUCGAAGGCUGGAAUCCCUGUGAGGAUGAUGCUGUCUAUAGCCUGCUCGUGCCCUUGCAGCCCCCCCGUGGGCACACCUUCCACCUGGAGCUGGGCACGGCAGGGGAGAUGCCAGCGAACGACUCCUGCGUCCGCGUGGAGCUGGAGUGCACCUGCAUGAGGGAGCAGCUGGCAGAGAACAUGCUGUGCUUCCUCCACCACCCUGAGGAGGACCUGAGGAGAAAUCAGGACCCCAGCCUCCUACGCACCCUCUGCACCAGCUCCUACCUAGAUGUGGAGAAAACUGCCCUCUGGUUCCAGAACUGCGUGAGGUCAACCUGGGUGGAGGUGCCUCAGUCACGUCGCUACAGUAUGAAGGUGCUACCCUCCAGUCGCUCCUGCAAGCUGCAGCUGACGAACGCCUUCAGGAGAACCUUGUCCGUUGAGAUGAUGUUUGGGGUGCAGCAAGGCGACUCGGACAUCUUCCUGAGCAGCCAGACUACAGAGGCCAUCUCCACCCCAAGCACAACGUGGCCAGAGAGCUACGCUGUGGCAGAGGUGAAGUUCUUCAGGCAUAUGGCCAGGCACGCCCCACCUAAUAGCUUCCACCUCAAAUGCCUGCAGCUCUGUGCCCGCAUCCUGGUGGGCACAGGCUUUUCCACCUAUACCUUGAAGACAGUUGUGAUGCACCUCCUGACCACGCUACCCCUGUCAGGCUGGCGCAGGAGGCAUUUCCUGCUGCGGCUGCAGGAUAUCAUGCGAUACAUGCGCUGCUGCCUGGAGGAGAAACGCCUCGACCACUUCUUCUUUGGCAACGAGAGGGUGCCUGAGGAGAUCGUCUUGCCCCCAGCCUUCCAAGCAGCUGAGCCACUCAACCUCUUCCAGCACCUAGUCCAGGAUCCGGCCACUCAAGCUGAGGCACUGCAUGAGUUCAUGUUCCUGCGAGAUCGGCUCACAACACUGCUGAUCUACGGCCGCUGA
Molecule: messenger RNA, 1104 nt
Organism: Nipponia nippon (crested ibis)
Lineage: Eukaryota; Metazoa; Chordata; Aves; Pelecaniformes; Threskiornithidae
Product: inositol 1,4,5-trisphosphate receptor-interacting protein-like 1
Cellular component (GO): membrane
Source: RefSeq, a predicted model, not a curated record